This is a messenger RNA of Nezara viridula (southern green stink bug), 2617 nucleotides long. Lineage: Eukaryota; Metazoa; Arthropoda; Insecta; Hemiptera; Pentatomidae. The record is from the annotation of a GenBank genome assembly.
GGGGAAGGAUAGAAAGAGGUACGGUGUGGAAGUCACUCUUCAACACAACGCGGCGCUAUGUUAGAGUGUCUUCACGUCGUACUCCUCUUCUUCGGGUAUGGAGUCCUGGCCACCACUGACCGUCCCAACAUCGUCUUCAUCGUGGCCGACGAUAUGGGACGGCACGACACAGGCUUCAACGGAGGUGACGUGAGGACCCCAAACAUGGAUGCGCUGGCCGCUCAGGGCGUCAUCAUUAGCCGGCACUACACCCUUCCAUCCUGCACACCCUCCCGCGCAGCUCUCAUGACUGGCCGCUACCCCAUCAGGAGUGGAAUACAAAGCAAACCCUUGCCAGCAGGAGUACCCCUUUCCUUGCCAUUGACGGAGAAAAUAUUUCCACAGUACUUUCAUCAGUUGGGAUAUGAAGCUCAUUUAUUAGGCAAAUGGCACCUGGGCUACGAGACCCCGAGCCACCUUCCGACAAGAAGGGGUUUCGACUCCUUUUUCGGCUACUUGAACGGUUACGUCAGCUACUACGACGCCACUCAUUCACAAUCGGGAGUCAACGGGCGCGAUAUGAGAAGGAACGAAGAAGGAGCGGCCCUCGAGGUCUACGGCAAGUACCUGACCAAAGUCCUCUCCGACGAAGCUGUCUCCGUGAUCGAGAAGCAUCCGGGCCGCGGCGGCUUGCUGCUGUUCCUGAUGCACGCGGCGCCGCACACCGGCAACUUGGCCUAUCCCAGGGAGGCUCCUCCGGGCCUAGCAACCAAUGCCACUGAUCGGGAGCAGCUUAGAGAAACAGUGAGACACCUUGACAAUUCAGUCGGAGAUGUUGUAGCAGCCCUGAACAAGAAGGGGGUCCUCAACAACACGAUCAUAGUCUUCUUCUCCGACAACGGUGCCUCGACAUUGGACGAGUUGUAUCACUACGAUAAUUUUGGUUCUAAUUGGCCACUCAGAGGGGAGAAGAUGUCCAAUCGCGACGGCGGAGUCCGGACGCCAUCCUUCAUCUGGUCCCCGAUGUUGAGGGAGCAGGCGAGGGUCAGUCAGGAGCUCUUCCACAUCACAGACUGGCUUCCAACGCUCUACACCGCAGCUGGAGGAAAGCUAUCAGACAUAUCCGGUUCAGUGACUAUAGACGGAGUUGACCAAUGGGGAUUCCUAACAACUUCAGCGGCACCACCGAGGACCGAAAUUUUGGUGGAUAUCAAUGAUGUCUACGGAUCAGAAAGUUACAUAAUCGACAACUGGAAAUUAAUUAAAGACUCUCCUCCGAAUCAGCCAAUUGCAUUCGCAAGUAAGUACUACGGAGACAGCGGAGACGAUUUCACCUACAACGAACUCGAAGUAGACAUCAGACGAGCGGUGAACCAGUUACCGCAAACUAAGGUGAGUUAUGCCGAGGUGAGGAAGAGAAGUGCCCUGAAGAGGAGGUGCGACACCACCGAAGAAGCUCUGAAGGUGGACUGCCACUCCAAGUACUGCCUCUACGACAUCCUCGAAGACCCAUCCGAGUGUAAGGAUUUGGCGAGCAGCCAUCCGGACAUCGUGAAGCUGCUAUCGGGCCGCCUGAAGGACUACAGGAAGGUCAUGGUACCAACCGCCAACUUCAGCUACGACCCGCGAGCGGACCCCAAGAACUGGGACGACUAUUGGUCGCCCUGGAUGGAGGACGAACCUGGGUCUGGUGCCAGCGCUUCUUUACUUCUUCCAGAACUAUUGAUUUUACUGUUGAUUACCAAUAUAUUGAUCUGCGUUUUUAGUUAGGCAAAAAGAAAUUAUCAUUAGGUACUAUAUCAUUUAUGAUAAAUCUACGGAAUUAUCUGAAUGGUUUAAUUUUUAAAUCUGUACCAUCAUUAAAAAAAAUAAAUUGUAUAUAUAUUCUUCUAUUUAAAAAUAAGAAUUUAACUGUGAUAAAAAAAAAAUAUGAUAAAUGUGUGGUCUCAUAUAACAGAUGGACGUAUGUCAUUUUUAAAAAGUUGAGAAAAAAGCCUGUUAUAUAUAUCCAAUUCUAAUAAUUUUGUUUUAUGAUUCAACUUGAAUAUUCCUAAAUGAAAACAUCAGAAACAGUUGGUAAUCAAUCUAUAAAACUAAAAUUUACUAUUUUUUUUCGCUUUCUGAAAAUUUCAGGGACAUCCAUCUUUGAUAUGAAGCCACUCAAAUAACUGUGAUUAAAAAAAUUACAUGAAAUGUUAAUGGUUUGACCAUGACCAGAAAGAAUCUCUUCAGUAAUUGAAGAUCGUGUAAAUUAAGAUGAUAAUUUUAAAAAAUUAAAUAAAUAAAGUAAAAUAAAAAAUAAAUAAACAAGUAAAAUAAUAGAUUAAAGUUGAGUAAAAAUAAAGUACAUUUUUUUUUAAUAGAUAUCAUACCUAUGUAUAAUACUUUUCGUAAUUAGUUUUUCAAAAUGUUGAAACGAUCGUCAUCCCUACAUUUGUUAUUCAUAUUUGUUGUUAUAUUAUUUGAAGUGUUUUGACUUAGGACAUAACACAGCUUCUCUAUCUUGACCUCUGUGGCUAGCCAUAUGUAAACAUGUGUAAUGUGUAAAAAAAAAUAAUACUUUAAACGGUAGAGAGCAUAAAAAAUUAUAAUCAAACAAAUUAUGUAAAUAUAUAAAUAAAAAUUUAUUUUAUUUUAU